CGCGGACGUAGCUUAUGUAGCCUGCCCGCACUGCUUCAAACCACCGCACGCCAUUCCCGAUGGAGGAUAGCCCACUUUCCAUCGCCGCCAACGUCGCCGGCAUCCUCACCUUUGCCGCUGCCAUUCUCGCAGCCGCCUACAUUCGCUAUACCACUUUGACGAAUGGCCUUUUGGAAAUGGCCACGGUCCAGUCUUCCGUCGAGGCUAACCUUCAGGACCUAAGAAUGAUAGGUUUGAGAAGCCGUCUUGUAAUAAAAGAGAGCGACGAUAGCGAUACCGCCUGGCUGAAGAAGUUGAUCGUUUCUAUCUACUCUGUAGAAAUUGUCACCAGCAUCUAUGUAAAGCGAGCAGCAGGUCUGGACACCUCUAGCAUGUUACUGCGAUUGCCAGAUUGCCCACUUGUUGGGGUUACGUCUACGACAUGGACCGAUGCCCUUCGAGAAGCGAGGCAGGCAGGCAUGGAGGCUAGAUCUAUGGAUGAUGACAUCGAGGCGAAGUACAUAUCGAAAAACUCAAAUCGCCUGGCAUCUGCGGUCCAGGCUACACUAAGGCUGGGUUCAACGCCACAGCUCGUGCGUUGGUAUCGGGUGCGAGAGCGAGUCUUUGAGAAAAUACGCCAGAGGGAACACCUACGGUCACGGCUUCUGUCUCAUCAAAUCUCCAUGGCGAACUCUGCAGCUAGCAGGAGCAACCAAACACUUCAACAGCUCUUGAAGCAGCAAGCCCAAUUCCAAGCCCAAUUAGAAGAGCUCACUCAAUUAGUGAUGAUAACGAACCAAUUCUCAGCACGACCAGCGAGCGAUGACAUCAGUGGUAGACCAACAGAGGCGCAUACAACGGCGUCGCAUGAUCAAAAAGAAGACGUUGAGCGCAAUGGCUGGCGCGAUCAUUUUCCCUAAGGUUUCAUACAGCGGACAUCGUUAAAGUAAUAAUCACAUCAUUUAUCACCCGCAACCUCAGUUCAAUCGCCCGUCAGCCGACCGGUCAGCCAACGCAAUACCUUUACCUAGCGUAAAAUCGUGAAUUCUCUGCACAAAGUUCCAAACCCGAGAAGUAAUAAGAUACGUACUUUCAUCUUCACCCACCUCAAUAUGU
Alternaria rosae is the source of this 1095-nucleotide messenger RNA. RefSeq lists its product as uncharacterized. The coding region runs from base 60 to 899 and encodes 279 amino acids. The record is from RefSeq and is a predicted model, not a curated record. Lineage: Eukaryota; Fungi; Ascomycota; Dothideomycetes; Pleosporales; Pleosporaceae. The transcript is spliced from 3 exons.